ACAGCCCCCUCCUGUUUUUUCCAACCACGGGUAAAGGUGGCUUUUCUUUUCUUUUCCUUCGUUUUUGUAUUUUUUUUUUCCCUCCCUUAACCCUCAUCCCAGUUUAGUCCGUGGGCAGGACUCGCAUAAUAAUAUUUCCAGUCCCAGGAGCUCGCAUCACAGACACGAACCCAGGACCGCCCCCCCUUCCCCCUUUUUUUCCCUCCCAAUCUCCCAAAUCGUUUUAUUAUUAUUAUUUUUAAAUGAUCGCUCCUUUUGCGCGCUGCUCCCGCUGCUGCCGAAAUCCCCGUCUUUCCAGGUUGCAUGCUUCUGGCAAGAUUGUGCAGUGUUCUCAGUCCAUUUCCAGUGUGUCUUAUCUUAAUUUGUCCUGAUCCGAUCUAAGCGCGAUAGCCACCACUUGCUUUCAAUUUGUAGGACAUUUUUUCCUCUCUUAGUUUGCUCCCGACUACCCUCGGACUAUUUCCUUCGCUCCUUGCAUUUCCAGGGUUGCAAUUUACUCUGCCUGUCCUUUUUUUUUUUUUUUUUUUUUUUUAAUUUUUUUUGUAACUCCUCUUUUGAAUUGCUUCAUGUUACUAACCAUUCCUAAAUUGUAAGAAAGAUUCAUUCCCCCUCCUCUUCCACCACCACCACCACCACUACCACCAUCACCUCCUCCUCCUCCUCCUCCCCUUCUCUUCUCCUUUUUGGCAGCACCAGGACGUCCGGUGUGGUGGUGGCAGCGAGCAGCAAAAGCAGCAAGAGCUCGUUUUGAUUCCCCCCCCCUUCCAAGGUGCUUUGGAGAGACUGGUUUCAGGCUGAGCAGCAGAAGUCACGAUGAGUGCACAAGGUGAGGGACCCGGUCAGCCUUCCACUGCUGCCCAGGAGCAACCUGCAACCGCAGAGCCUCAGAAGAGAGGACGAGGCAGACCCAGGAAACAACCACAAGAACCAACUGGUGAACCAUCUCCUAAAAGACCAAGAGGAAGACCCAAAGGAAGCAAAAACAAGAGUCCCUCUAAAGCAGCUCAGAAGAAAGCAGAAGCCACUGGUGAAAAGCGACCUAGAGGCCGGCCCAGAAAAUGGCCUCAACAAGUGGUUCAAAAGAAGCCUGCUCAGGAAGAGACUGAAGAAACGUCCUCACAAGAGUCUGCAGAAGAAGACUAGGAGAUCACACCAUGCAAUUUCUACCUCAUCAGCAGUUGGGUCUUUUGAAGGGAGAAGACACUGCCUUGACCACUUACUUUCUAUUGCCAUGGUCUUUCCACUUUUGCCUGGGGGAAAAAAAAAAAUCACAUAACCUUAAAAAGGAUUCGACUAAUCAUCUUCUUUUGUAAUCCCUUCACAGUCCCAGGUCUAGUGAAAAACUGCUGUAACACAAAGGGGACACAGAUUAACGAUGCAACUUUUAAUUACUGUUUUCUUUUUUCCUAACCUACUAAUAGUUUGUUUGAGCUGCUAAGUAAGGGUGAAUGGGUCAAGAAGAGCUCCAAAUCAGGCUUAGGUCACUGACUGCACUGCGUAUAAACAAGAAACUUGUAACAUGGUCAUUAUAAUGGGCAUUGAAAUAGGAAAGGCUGGGUGUGUAACACUUAUGCCUUGCAACACUUCCAGCAACCCACUCCCUGCUUAGUGAACUCCCUGUUUUAGAACACCAAAGAUAGGGGAUAGAUACUAUCCUUUUUCUUUUGUAACCUUCUUGUAGACUUGUACUUGAUUUUUUUUUUUUUUUUUUUUUUUUUUUAAGACUUACUAUUAUUUCGGGAAAAAAAUGAAAGCUGAUCUUUUCAUUUCAUUCAGCUGGUAAUCAGAAGAAAGAAAUCAACAUGAAAAAGGUACUUUCAUUUUGCAAAAGGGAAGAAAGACAAAGAUACGUUGUAUAGUUACAGAUACAAACAUAUCAGCACAAGCAGUAGUAAACAAAAUGAACAGUCCUUAUCACCUGGCUAAUAGGAAUCCAGGGAGUUGGCUUUCUUAGAGCCAGGAGUUUUCUAUGGAAACAAAAAUGACUGACACCACUCUUACACCAUUAAUGAGUAAGUCUUUACUGAUAAAAGUGUUUUAAAUCGUACAGAAAGGUACCUAGAAAUUAAUCAUAAAUAU
Molecule: messenger RNA, 2079 nt
Organism: Poecile atricapillus (Black-capped chickadee)
Lineage: Eukaryota; Metazoa; Chordata; Aves; Passeriformes; Paridae
Product: high mobility group protein HMGI-C
Exons: 5
Coding region: 814-1143 (109 amino acids)
Biological process (GO): regulation of DNA-templated transcription
Cellular component (GO): chromatin; nucleus
Molecular function (GO): DNA binding; transcription coregulator activity
Source: RefSeq, a predicted model, not a curated record